Molecule: messenger RNA, 1278 nt
Organism: Etheostoma spectabile (orangethroat darter)
Lineage: Eukaryota; Metazoa; Chordata; Actinopteri; Perciformes; Percidae
Exons: 1
Coding region: 1-1278 (425 amino acids)
Source: RefSeq, a predicted model, not a curated record
AUGGGAAUGAACCUUCUAAUAACAGCUGCAGAGAAGGAAGCCCGGGGUCCAAGAAUGGAGUCAGGCAUCCGACAACACGCAAUAAGAGGUUACAUGGACGACCUCACUGUGACAACUUCUACCCAUGUGGAGGCAAGGUGGGUGCUAACUGCUCUGGACCACAUGGCGACGUGGGCCAGAAUGAAGUUCAAGCCAAAGAAAUCCAGAAGUAUGGUGAUCAGAAACGGGAAGUUGACCAACAGAUUCAAGCUGCAUGUGCAAGAGGAAGUGAUUCCAUCGAUAGAGGAGAAUCCAAUCAAAUGUCUAGGAAGGUGGUAUGAUAACUCACUUUCAGACAGGAACAGCAUAGCCAGUACGGAAAAGCAGAUGGAGGAAUGGCUGAGGAGGAUCGAAAAAUCAGGGCUUCCUGGGAAGUUCAAAGCUUGGCUGUAUCAACACGGACUGUUGCCAAGGCUCAUGUGGCUCCUGACUGUGUAUGAGGUCCCAAUGACAUGCGUUGAAGGAAUGGAAAGAAAGAUCAAUAAGUACCUUCGAAAGUGGCUGGGAAUCCCUCCAAGCUUCACUGCAGUAGGACUGUAUAUAAGAUCAGGACAGCUUCAACUUCCCCUGUCAUCCGUGGUAGAGGAAUUCAAAGUUGCAAAGUGCAGAGUCGUAAUGACGUACAGAGACUCCCAGGAUGAACAAGUCAGACAUGCAGGCAUCAUCACAAGAUCAGGACGCAAGUGGGCAGCUGAUUCAUCUGUUGCACAGGCUGAGAGCAUGUUGAGGCUGCGUGAUGUCGUUGGAGCACCAUGCACGGGCAGACAGGGUCUUGGAACCUCCCAGUUCCAACAGUGGAGGAAGGCAGGGAAGAGUGAUAGAAGAGCCAUGAUUCAAGAAGAGGUACGAAAACUGGAAGAAGAAAGACGAAGGUCAAGGGCAGUGGAAUUGGCCUCCCAAGGAGCCUGGACCAGGUGGGAUCUUCCUGAGAGGAAGGUCACCUGGGCGGACCUAUGGAGACUGGAACCAUUCCGCAUCUCCUUCCUGCUGAGAUCUGUGUAUGAUGCACUCCCAACCCCGACAAACCUGCACAGGUGGGGCAUGAGAGAGGACCCAUUGUGCAGGCUUUGUGGUGAGAGGGGCACCAUGGCACACAUCCUGUCGGGUGUAAAAAAGCACUCACCAGGAAGGUAUAGAUGGCGCCAUGACAAGGUGCUCAUGACACUCGCUAACACCUUAGAGCAGGAGAGGAAAAAGAAACGCCAAACAUUUAGGAAAACAACAUCUAUCCAGUUAUAA